AUGGUUGAAGUGAAAUUCACUUUGCUCCGUGGAGAGGAAUCAUACCAAUCAUAUACAAUGGGUAUUUCAUCGGAAAUAAGUUAUGAUGGUGUACAGGACUAUAUAAAUCUUCUAUUCCGGAUGUUCUUUUGUAAUCAGCAGAUAUACUUCCGCGGGGAGGAGAUGCCCAUAGUCGAACAUCCUCUCAAAUCCGUUGAGGAUGGAGAAGAAAUAAGCAUAAAGCAUUUCAUGUGGGUUAAUUGGGUAAGGUUUAAGCAACACUCCCAUAACGCAUGGCAAGCAAUACAGUCUGAGAGUGAGGAGUCUCUUGUAGAACACGUUCGACUAGCAGCUUUGGUUUUUGGUAUCCCGCAAAGAAAUUUUUGA
Molecule: messenger RNA, 366 nt
Organism: Auanema sp. JU1783
Lineage: Eukaryota; Metazoa; Nematoda; Chromadorea; Rhabditida; Rhabditidae
Source: the annotation of a GenBank genome assembly